AUGGAUACAAGUAUGGUAGCAAACUUAAACCCUGGUGAUGGAGACAAGCCAAUAGAAAUAAAAGUCAUUAGGAAAUGGUUAUCAUAUGGGAAAAAAGCUGAAUGUUGCUACAUAUUCCUUGAUAAAAGUGGAGAUGCAAUAGAAGCAUGUGGUUGUCUGGGAGAUAAAGGCUACUUUGAUUCGAUAAUCAGGAUGGAUGGUUGUUACUCUGUAAGCAACUAUGUGUGUGACAAUGCAAAUACUUUCUUUGUUACUGUCCCACACAAAACCAAAAUCAAGCUAGGCAGGGCAGCAAAAUUUGAAGAAAUACGUGAUGAUGGAUUUCCUGUGUACUACUUCAAUUUUCUUGCAUAUGGUCAAUUAGGUGCAAGGCUUGAUAACCAUAAGACACUCACAGAUUAUAUCGGAAGAGUUGAAAAUGUGUAUGAAGUAGUCAGAACUCAAGGAAAUGCAAUUUUGAAACUCAAACUAGAAAAUUUGAGUGGAACAAUGAUUGAGACAACUUUCUGGGAUGAGGCGGCUAACUCAUUUGAUAAAGAAGCUAUCGAAGCAUUACCUUCUCCUGUUAUUGUUGCUAUUACUUCAAUGAAAGUCACACAGUAUCUAGGAAAUUUGCAACUGACAGCAACUCCAGCCUCAUAUAUUUACAUCAACCCCACUAUUCCCGAGGCUGCUGCAAUGGCUGCUGAGUUUGUCGAACGACAUAAUCAAAACCCUAUACUCAAGAUACAAUACCAAAAAAGUAAAGAUGUAGAAGUCGAAAAGAAAAGAAACAGGUUUCCAUUGGUAGACUUGCUAUCUCAAAACCCAAACCGUUAUGCAGGAGCUCAGUUCACUUGCAAAGCAUCUCUGGUUAGCUUAGAUGCAAGCAAGGGUUGGUUUUAUAAAGCAUGUCAUGAAUGUCGUAAAAAACUUCAAAAAAGAGGAAACACACUUCCAUGCGAAGAUCAUGAUCAAGUUGCUAAACCAAACAAUUUGUUUUUUAUCACAGCACACAUCGCAGAUGAGACCGCUCAAGCAAAGAUAGUCUUUUUUGAUGCUGCAGCUAGAAUGUUGUUCCAAACAGAUUGCAACACACUCAUUGAUCAUCAUGGAUACACUGAUCCGUACACAUUGCCUGCACCACUCACCAUUCUCAUAGGCCAGCCAAAAAUAAUUCAAUUCCGAUUCGCAAGAUUCUGUAGGCCGGGUGCUAAAGACUUUGUAGCAGAUGCUGUUUUUGAAGAUAUAGUUUCUCCAUAA
This is a messenger RNA of Lactuca virosa, 1242 nucleotides long. The record is from the annotation of a GenBank genome assembly. Lineage: Eukaryota; Viridiplantae; Streptophyta; Magnoliopsida; Asterales; Asteraceae.